Molecule: messenger RNA, 12627 nt
Organism: Saprolegnia diclina VS20
Lineage: Eukaryota; Oomycota; Saprolegniomycetes; Saprolegniales; Saprolegniaceae
Exons: 8
Coding region: 63-12494 (4143 amino acids)
Biological process (GO): microtubule-based movement
Cellular component (GO): dynein complex
Molecular function (GO): dynein intermediate chain binding; minus-end-directed microtubule motor activity; dynein light intermediate chain binding
Source: RefSeq, a predicted model, not a curated record
GCAAGGUUGACCAGCGCGGGCCUACUGCAUGCUCCGUAGCUUGCAUUGACUUCGCCGCCAAGAUGAACUCCAAGAAGACGACGGCCAAGCCGCCCAAGAAGGACCGGCCCUCGCCGGCGUCGUCGAUCGCAAGCGUGCUCGGGCAGCUCGACGCGUACGAGAAGAGCGUCUCGAACAAGAAGUCGGACUUGGCGCUGCCAGCUGUGGGCGCGGCGACACCGUCCUUGUCUCCGUCCAAGUCGCGCCAAAAGCUCAUCAAGCAGAUCCAGUCGAACGCGAGUCUCGACCGCGGGACGCCGCCACCCGGACCACCACCGCCGCCCGAGAACGUCUCACUCGUCGAGUACCUCGAAGCCGUCGUGCCCGUCGAGAAGCUCAUCGAUAACAAUGCGCUCACGCGACCGCAGCUACCGAUCGCUUGCUACGCCGACCUCGACGACGCUGGUGGCCGCGGCUAUCUGACGACCGGGCCCAAGAAGGCGGUCGCGCUGGCCAUCGACGCGCGCACGGGCGCCAUUGGCCACUGGUCGGCCUGCACCGUCAUCGCUUACGACGCCAGCGCGAAUCUCUUUGUCGUCUCGUGGCUCGCCGGCGCGCGCAUCGGGGCGCCGCUCGUGCCCCGGGUGCUCCUCUGCUUUGAAGCCGAGCCGCGCGCCCUGUUCGUAGCACGGUUUACGACCGCCGUCGCCCGGCGCUCCGAGGCCGAGGCCCGCCUCCGCUACGAGCUGUACAUCGAGUCCAUGCCGCCGGACGUCGAGGCGCAGCUCGACGCGGACCGCGUCAACAGCAUUCUGUCCUUCGCGCUCUCGUCGUCGCGGCUCUCAACGAACGCGCGCACGUCCAAGCUCUUAGAGGAAGUCAACGAAAGCUACAUGCGCACGAUGAAUGCCAUCUUGUUGGCCACCAACCUCCGCGACGUCGGGCGCGAAUUCCCGAUGCUACUGCUGCCGACACCAAAGGUCGCCGGCGACGUGCCGGCGUUUGGGACGGUCCAGUUGCCGUCGUACGACUUUGCCCAGCGACGGACCGACGCCAGCAUCGACUCGUUUCUGAGCGCGCCCCCAGCGAUUCGCGCGCUUCUCGACGUGCGCCAUGCAUGCAACAUUAUGGGCGGCCACUUGCUCCUCAAAACAGAACAGACAGGCGAUGUCUCGGACGGCCGCGUCGUGCACCGGUCGGUCGUCCUCGCCGACUUUGUCGCAGCGCAGACGCUCGCAAAUCAAAACGCGAUGCGGUUUCUACGUGAUAAUUGGACGCGGAGUGCGGCCAAGUGCAUCAUGAGCCACAUGGGCCCGCACUACAACCUCCUCGAGAGCCACCGCAGCGCGUACGAGACGUCGUCAUUGCGCCGGAUCCUGCGCCGCGUCAACCUUGUCGCCGAAGACAGUCUCCGGGACGUUGUCGCUGCUACGUUUCAUGCGUAUGCGGCCUUUGUGCACAACAUGUGCGACAAGACCGUGGUCAUUGCCGACACACACGACGUGCGCGUCGACACGAAGGGCAAGCCGACCUACAUCGCGCUCUUCAAGGUCGACGUUGUCAUCUCGGGCGACCCAAAGACGCUCAACGCCGCAUCGGUCACCGAACGCGCCGCCGCGAUCGCAGCGUGGGACAGCGACGACCCGUGUCCGCUCGAGCCAAUAGCACCCGUCGUUGGCCACGAUUUCGAGUACGCGACGCCGCCGCAUGCGUUUGCUGACGCGGUCGUGUCACAGCUCGGUCUCGCGCUCGAUCGCGUUCAAACGCUCGAGCUCAUCGAGCGGAUUGUCAUGGACCGGCUUUUCUGGCCCAAUCAAGACACGAUUGGUUGCGUAAGCAUGGACGAGCCGUGGGUCGUGACGCUAAGCGCGUCGAUGCAGUCGGCGCUCACCGACGCGCUCGCGCCCCUGCACGCGUAUUUGGAGCUCCUCGCCAAGCACAUUCCGCUUCUAAACCUCAACGUACUCGAGUACCUAAGCAGUCUUCUCAAAGCACCAGAAGCCAAAGAAGACCCAAACGAAGUCGAUGUGACGCCACCGAUCGAGAUCAACGAGCUCCGGCGCGUGAUCCAAAAGCACCGCGAAGCCGAGCGCUUGAUCCUGGAAGCGCUGCCGGCGACGCCAUUGAACCUCGGGCUCGUCGCCGUCGACGUCGGCCACGUCCGGCUCUUCUUGGCGAAAAAACACGCUGAGAUUUACACGAAGUUGCUCGAGACCCAAGUGGCAUUUUGCUACCGCCUCGCGACCAAAUUGACUGCCAGUUUCGACGAGAUCAACGCCAACUUGGCCGUGACGCCCAAGGACGUCGAGGGUCUGACUGCGCUCCAAGAGUACAUAGCCUCCGUCCCCGCGACGCUGCAGCCAUUGCAAGACGACAUUCGCGUCAUGCUCCUCAACAACGACCUCGUCGACGACUUUGGUUUUCUAGUCUCGGACGAGCACCUCCGGCUCAAGUGGAACGUGCUCGGGUGGCCGGGUCGCAUCCACACGCAGAGCGCGCGCUUCAAGUGGGCUCUCGACGAGCGCAAGGCCAAGUUCGCCAAGCAAAUGGAAGCGGAGCAAGAGCGGUUCGAGAAGACGCUAUCGGCGCUGGUCGAAGAAGUCGACGCGUUUGCGCGCUACGACAACCUCGCGCACGUCGAAGACAUUGCGCACCACGCAAUGGCGGUGCAAAAGAAGCUCGACCAAGCGUCGUCGGACGCUGCGAUCUUCAACUCGCGCGAGGUGCUCUUUGGCAAGGACAUGACUAGCUACGACGUGCUUGCGCUCGCGAAGAAGACGUUUGAGCCGUACAACCAGCUCUGGGGCACCGCGUACAACUGGCUUCAGUCGCGCAAACAGUGGACGCAAGGCAGCUUCUCGGACGUCAACGCCGAAGAAAUCGAAAAGGCCGUCGAGACGUAUGGCGGCACGAUCGGUAAAGCCGCCAAGUUCUUCAGCUCGAGCGGCAACGAGGCGUGCGCGCGCAUCGCCGAGACCAUCAAGGAGCAGAUCGGGGUGUUCAAGCCCUAUGUGCCGCUGAUUCUCGGCCUCCGCAACCCGGGCAUGCGGCCCCGGCACUGGGCCGAGCUCAGCAAAGUCCUCGGGUUUACCCUCGAGCUCGACGAAAGCUUUACGCUCAACAGCAUUUUCCGGCUCAACUUGCUCGACCAAAUCGAUGACAUUGUCAAAGUCGCCGAGGCCGCGGGCCGUGAGUACCAGAUCGAAGCCGCGCUCAAUGCGAUGAAGACGCAGUGGGAGACGAUCGACCUGCAAAUUCUCUCGUACCGCGAGACGGGCACCUACAUCAUCAAGGGCGUCGACGAGAUCCAAGUCGUGCUCGACGAGCACAUAACGCUGACCCAAGCCAUGAUGUUCUCGUCGUUCAAAGGUCCGUUCGAAGAGCGCAUCACCGAGUGGAACAUCACGCUGCAGCUCAUCUCCGAGAUCCUCGAAGAGUGGCUUGCGGUGCAGCGCAGCUGGCUGUAUUUGCAGCCGAUUUUCGAGAGCCCGGACAUCAACAAGCAGCUGCCGUUGGAGGGCAAGCGGUUUGCGUCCGUCGACAAAAAUUGGCGCCAAACGCUCGCGUCGGCGCGCGCCAAGCCGCGCUGCGUCGAAUUCUGCAAUUCGACCAAAUUGCUCGAGAAAUUUCGGGAAAGCAACGUCUUUUUGGACAUGGUGCAGAAGGGAUUGAGCGACUACCUCGAGGUGAAGCGGUCGUCGUUUGCGCGCUUUUACUUUCUCUCCAACGACGAGCUCCUCUCGAUUCUGUCCGAGUCCAAAGACGUCAAGCUCGUCCAGCCCCAUCUCAAAAAGUGCUUUGAAGGCAUUGUCAAGGUCGAGUUUCAAGACGACUUGACGAUCACGGCCAUGAUCUCGGCCGAGGGUGAGAGCGUCCGCAUGCACGAGCCCAUCGACCCAAAGAACAAGAACGUCGAGCUGUGGAUGCUCGAAGUCGAAAACAUGAUGCGCACCUCGAUCCGCGACACGAUGCACGCAGCGAUCCUCGACUACAUCAAGGUCGACCGGAGCAAGUGGGUGCAGAAAUGGCCCGGCAUGUGCGUCUUGAACGCAAGCCAAAUGCACUGGACGCGCGAGAUGGAGGAAGCGAUGGACAAAUUCGGCGCCGACGGCGUCAAGCUCAUGCUCAAUCGGCAGCUCGGCCAGCUCGCCGACAUGGUCACCAUGGUGCGUGGCCACCUCGACAAGAUGACGCGGAUCACGCUCGGCGCGCUGACUGUCAUCGAUGUCCAUGCCCGGGAUGUGACCAAGAAGCUCGUGGCCCAGAACGUGCAGUCGAAAGCCGACUUUUUGUGGAGCUCGCAGCUCAAGUACUACUGGGACGACGACCUCUUUGCCCAAAUGGUCACGUCCAAGCGCCCGUACGGCUACGAGUACCUCGGGAAUUCGUUCCGACUCGUCAUUACACCGCUCACGGACAAGUGCUAUUUAACGCUCAUGGGGGCGCUUCAGAUGAUCCUCGGCGGCGCGCCCGCCGGUCCGGCCGGCACGGGCAAGACCGAGACCACCAAAGAUCUGGCCAAAGCGCUCGCAAAGCAGUGCGUUGUCUUCAACUGCUCGGACGGCCUCGACUUUAUCGCGAUGGGCAAAUUUUUCAAGGGCCUGGCGUCCUGCGGCGCGUGGGCGUGUUUUGACGAGUUUAACCGCAUCGACAUUGAGGUGCUCUCGGUCGUGGGCCAGCAAGUGAUGACGCUCCAGCUCGGGAUCCGCCGAGGCGAGAAGCGCAUCGUGUUUGAAGACUCGGACAUCAAGCUCAGCGACCAGUUUGGCGUCUUCAUCACGAUGAACCCGGGGUACGCCGGGCGGUCCGAGCUCCCAGACUCGCUCGCCGCGCUCUUCCGCCCCGUCGCCAUGAUGGUGCCCGACUACGCGCUCAUUGGCGAGAUCAUGUUCUUUGCCUACGGCUUUGCCGACGCCCACGCCCUCGGCGCCAAGAUGGUCACCACCUUCAAGCUCUGCUCGGAGCAGCUCUCGUCGCAGUGCCAUUACGACUACGGCAUGCGCGCUGUGAAGACCGUGAUCACGGCCGCGGGCAACUUGAAGCGGUCCGACCCCGACAUGGACGAAGACGUCCUCUUGCUACGGGCCCUCCAAGACGUCAACUUGCCAAAGUUUCUGGCGCACGACAUUCCGCUCUUCAACGGUAUCAUCUCGGACCUCUUCCUCGGCAAGCAGCGGCCGGUCAUCGACCUCGGCGCGCUCAUCUCAGUCAUCAAGCUCCAGACACAAAAGAUGCAGCUCCAGCCCGUGCCGUAUUUUCUCACCAAGUGCAUUCAGCUCUACGAGACGAUCGUCGUGCGGCAUGGUCUCAUGGUCGUUGGCGCCACGGGCGGCGGCAAGUCGUGCAACAUUGAGGUGCUCGCCCAAGCGCUCUCGGAGCUCAAGAGCCGCAACGAGCCCGGGUUUGCAUACGAAAAAGUUAUCAAGUACCAGCUCAACCCCAAGUCGAUCACGAUGGGCCAGCUCUACGGCGAGUUUGACGCCAACACGCACGAGUGGCAAGACGGGAUUCUCUCGACGCUGUACCGCACGGCGGCGUCGUGCACAAAGUCGGACCGCAAGUGGAUCAUCUUUGACGGACCCGUCGAUGCGAUUUGGAUCGAAAACAUGAACACGGUCUUGGACGACAACAAGAAGCUGUGCCUCAACUCGGGCGAGAUGCUCCAAAUGUCGUACCAGAUGACCAUGAUGUUUGAAGUCGAGGACCUCUCGGUGGCGUCGCCGGCCACGGUCAGCCGCACCGGCAUGGUGUACAUGGAGCCGAGCACGCUCGGGCUGAACCCGCUCGUCAUGAGCUGGCUCGAGAAGCUCCCAAAAGCGCUGAGCGUCCACGCACCGAGUUUUCUCCGCCUCUUUGACCUGUACCUGCACGCCGCAGUGAUCUUUAUGCGGUCGUAUCUCAUCGAGCUCGUACCGACGAUCGACAACAACCUCGCGCAGUCGCUGCUCAGUAUUCUCAACUGCUUUUUGUCGCCGUACCUCGCAGCCGAGCCGGUGACGCCCGACGCUGCGUUUCGCAACGACAUUGAGCCCAUGUUUUUGUUUUCGCUGGUGUGGUCGAUCGGGGCGACGACCAACGACCUCGGGCGCAUCCGCUUUGACGUGUACGUGCGGCUGCAGAUGCUCGCCAACAACGCUGCGAACCUGUUUCCGGCCAAGGGCCUUGUUUACGACUAUAGUUACUCGAUGAAGGAGCACAAGUGGGUCUUCUGGAUGGACACGAUCGCAGCCUACCGCGUGCCGUCGGGCAUUUCGUUUGCCGAGAUUGUCGUGCCUACGUCCGAUAGCGUGCGCAACACGUACCUCCUCGAGCAGCUGGUCAAGACGGGCAAGCACGUGCUCAUGGUCGGCGCGACGGGCACGGGCAAGACCGUCAACAUCUCGCGCUUCUUGUCGUCGCUGUCGAGCGACUACAUGCCGGUGGCCAUGACGUUUUCCGCGCAAACGAGCGCCAACCAGACCCAAGACCUGCUCGAUAGCAAGAUGGAGAAGCGCCGGAAAGGGGUGUUUGGCCCGCCCGCCGGCAAGACCUUUGUCGUGUACGUCGACGACCUCAACAUGCCAAAGCGCGAAAAGUACUUUGCGCAGCCGCCGUUGGAGCUGCUUCGACAGUGGUUUGACCAAGGCGGGUGGUACGACCGGAAGCUGCUGCAGUUCCGCGCGAUCAUCGACAUGCAGUUUGUCGCGUCCAUGGGGCCGCCGGGCGGCGGGCGCAACCCAAUCACCAUGCGGCUGCUCCGGCACUUUAACGUUGUGUGCUACGCCGAGCUCGGCGAUGACAACAAGGCGAUCAUAUUUGCGACGAUUCUCAACAGCUUUUUGAGUGCGUUCCCGUCCGAGGUGCAGCGGCUCGAGACAUCGGUCGUGACCGCGUCGAUCGACGUCUACAAUACGAUCUGCAAGGAGCUCUUGCCGACGCCGGCCAAGUCCCACUACACGUUCAACUUGCGCGAUCUCGCCAAGGUGUUUCAAGGCUGCUUGAUGUGCGACCCGCGCAAAGUCAAUGACGCCAAUGGCUUCUUACGGCUCUGGGUACACGAAAACAAGCGGGUCUUUGAGGACCGCAUGGUGUGCGCCGAGGACCACGCGUGGUUUGCGUCGCUCCUCGCCACGACGUGCCAAGCGGCGUUUCAGACCGACUUGGCGACGAUCGUCACCAACCCGUACCUUCUCUACGGCGACUACCUCGUGCCAGGGGCCGACCCCAAGAUCUACGAAGAAGUCGUCGACGUCGCCAAACUCCUCCCGAUCGUCGAAGAGUAUUUGGCCGACCACAACGCCGAGUCCAAAACGCCGAUGCCGCUCGUGCUCUUCAUCGACGCGGUCGAGCACGUUUCGCGGAUCGCCCGCAUUUUGCGGCAGCCGCUGGGCAAUGCGCUCUUGUUGGGCGUAGGCGGGUCGGGGCGGCAAAGUCUCACCAAGCUCGCGACCUUCAUGGCCGGCUACAAGUGCUUCCAAGUCGAGAUCGUCAAGGGCUACGGCAUGACCGAGUGGCGCGACGACGUCAAGCGCUGUCUCUUGCUGGCGGGCUUGAAGGACAGUCAGGUCGUCUUUCUCUUUUCAGACGUCCAAGUCGUCAACGAGACGAUGCUCGAGGACCUCAACGGUGUCCUCAACUCGGGCUCGGUGCCGAAUCUCUACGGUCCCGAAGACAUGGACCAAAUCGUAAACGCGUGCAAGGCCGAGUGCCAGAAGAAGCAAAUUCCGCCGACAAAAACCAACAUAUUCUCGCAGUACAUUGUCCGCGUCCGGAAGAACAUUCAUCUCGUGAUCUGCAUGAGCCCGAUCGGAAAUGCGUUCCGAGACCGCUUGCGCAUGUUUCCAUCGCUUGUCAACUGCUGCACGAUCGACUGGUUCAGCGAGUGGCCCGCCGAAGCGCUCAACUCGGUCGCGACCGCGAUCCUCAGCGACGGCAACCUCCAGCUCGGGUCCCCCGACCAAAUGCAGCACCUCGUCGAAGUCAUCAAGUGCAUUCACCAGAGCGUCGAGCACAAGAGCAAGGAGUAUUACUCGAUUUUGCGCCGGUACUUUUACGUCACCCCCACGUCGUACCUCGAGCUCCUCGCGACGUUCAAAGCCGUCCUGGUCUCCAAGCGCGAAGACGUCAACACGAUGAAGAGCCGCCUCCAAAACGGCGUCGACAAGCUCUCGGAAACCAAGGUGCUGGUGGCCACGAUGCAAGACGAACUCGUCGCGCUCCAGCCGGUGCUCGCCGCGACCCAGAUCGAAGUCGAGCAAAUGAUGGUUCAAAUCACAAAGGAUCGCGCCGAGGCCGACGUGACAAAGGCGCUUGUCGAGAAGGAGGAGGAGAGUGCGUCGACAAAGGCGCGAGCGACCAAGGAAAUUGCCGACUCGGCCCAGAAAGACCUUGAUGAAGCGCUACCGGCGCUCGAUGCGGCCGUCGCGUGCUUGAACAAGCUCAAGAAGGCCGACAUUGACGAAGUCAAGUCCCUCAAGACCCCGCCGGGCGGCGUCAAGCUCACGAUGGAGGUCGUGUGCCUUCUCUUUGGGCACAAGCCCACGAUGAAGGCCGACCCGGACAAGCCGGGCAAGAAGAUUGCAGAUUUCUGGGACGUGGCGCAAAAAGUCGUUUUGGCCAACGCCAACAAGUUUCUCGAGUCGCUCAUGGGCUUUGACAAAGACAACAUUCCGGACGCCGUCAUCGCCAAAGUGCAGCCGUACAUUGACGACCCGAACUUUACACCGGACGCGAUCGAAAAGUCGUCCAAGGCGUGCACGGCCAUUUGCAUGUGGGCGCGCGCCAUGUACACGUACUACUUUGUCGCCAAGUCGGUCGAGCCCAAGAAACAAGCGCUCGCGCAAGCCCAGACCGAGCUCGACGCGACGAUGGAGAUCCUACGCGGCGCGCAAGCCGGCCUCAAGCAGGUGACGGACCGCCUCGCCGAACUCGAGGCGAGCUACAACGCGGCGAUCGCCAAGAAGGAGGAGCUCGCGGCCAAAGUCAUUCAGUGCCAAGUGCAGCUCUCAAACGCCGACAAGCUCAUUGGUGGUCUCGGCGGCGAAGAGACGCGCUGGAAGGCGACCGUCGCGCAGCUCCAGGAAGAUUACGUCAACCUCACGGGCGACGUGCUCGUGAGCGCGGGCACGAUCAGCUACCUCGGCGCCUUUACGGCCGAGUUCCGCGACGCUUUGGUAUCGAGCUGGCACGGCGCGCUGGUGACAUACCAAGUGCCCCACUCGCCCGGCUGCGGCAUUGUCGGCACCCUUCAGGAUCCCGUCAAGCUCCGGACAUGGCAGAUCGCGGGGCUGCCGACCGACACGGUCUCGACGCAGAACGGCAUCAUCAUGUCCCGCGCGCGUCGGUGGCCGCUCUUGAUUGACCCGCAAGGCCAAGCGAAUCGGUUUGUGAAGAACCUCGGCAAAGAAAAAGCUCUCUGUGAAAACGGCAUGGACGUCGUCAAGCAGUCGGACAAGAACUUUCUGCGCGCGCUCGAGAACGGCAUCCGCUUUGGCAAGUGGGUCGUGCUCGAAAACGUCACGGAGGAGCUCGACGCGGCGCUCGAGCCGGUCUUGCUGCAGCAAAAGUUCAAACAAGGCGGCCAAGACGUCAUUCGGCUCGGCGAAAACGUGAUUCCGUACAACGAAAGCUUCCGGUUCUACAUGACGUCCAAGCUCGCCAACCCGCACUACCCGCCCGAAGUCUGCGUCAAAGUGAGCUUGUUGAACUUUACCAUCACGAUGAAAGGCCUCGAAGAACAGCUGUUGAAUGUCGUUGUGCAAAAAGAGAUGCCCGAGCUCGCAGAGAAGAAGAACGAACUCGUGCUCUCCAACGCGGCGUCCAAGCGCCAGCUGUACGAAAUUGAGAACCAAAUUCUCUACCUUCUCUCGCACUCACAAGGCAACAUCCUCGACGACACGAAUCUCAUCGAGACGCUCGCGUCCUCCAAGCAAACGUCGGCCGUGGUCGUGGAGAAGAUGAAGGAGGCCGAAGAGACCGAGAAGGAGAUCGACGCGCGCAGCGACGGGUACCGCCCGGUCGCGUACCGCGCCGCGCUGCUCUUCUUUUGCAUUGCCGACCUCGCGCGCGUCGACCCGAUGUACCAGUACUCGCUGCCGUGGUUCACGUCGAUCUUUGUGCGGUCGAUUUUGGCCGCCAAGCCGUCGCCGCAGCUCGAGGCGCGGCUCAAGAACCUCAACGAUUACUUUACCUACUCGAUCUACAAGAACGUGUGCCGGUCGCUCUUUGAGAAGCACAAACUGCUUUUCUCAUUUCUGCUCACAAUCAAGAUUCUCAUGGGCAACGACGAGAUCGACGGCCUCGAGUGGCGCUUCCUCCUCUCGGGCAUGGCGCCCAACACGAUCGCGGCCGAGAACCCCGCGCCAACGUGGCUUGAAGGCUACGCGUGGACCGAGCUCUGUCGCCUCGCGUCGCUGCCGGCCUUUGCGGGGUUCACCGAGGCGUUUGCAGCGCACAAGGCGGUGUACCGGGGCCUCUUUGACAGCCCCGAGCCGCACGUCGUGCCGCUUCCCGGCGGGUGGCAGACCAAGCUCGAUGCGUUCCAGCGCCUUUGCGUCCUCCGGAGUCUCCGCCCCGACAAGAUGAUGGAAGGGAUCCAGAACUUGGUCGUCGAGAAACUCGGGCAGCCGUUCAUUGAGCCGCCGCCGUUCGACUUGCAAGAAACGUUUGAGGACUCGACGCCCGUGUCGCCGCUCAUUUUCGUGCUCUCGCAAGGCUCAGACCCCGCGAAGGACUUGUUGACGUUUGCGAUUGCGACCAAAAUGGACGCCAAGCUCAAGAGCAUCGCGCUCGGCCAAGGCCAAGGCACGCUGGCCGCGCGCUUGAUUGAGAAUGCGGUGCAGAAAGGCGAGUGGGUCCUCCUCCAGAACUGCCACUUGGCGCUGAGCUGGAUGCCGGACCUCGAGCGCAUUUGCGAAGAGCUCGACCCGGCCAAGCUGCACGUCGACUUUCGACUUUGGCUCACGAGCAUGCCAACCCCCGUCUUUCCGACCUCGGUGCUCCAGAACGGCGUCAAGAUGACCAAGGAGGCGCCAAAAGGGCUGCGCGCCAACCUCAAAAACACAUAUUACAAACUCAACGACGACGCUUUGAGCGUGACGGCCAAGCCUGAGGUGUUCCGGAAGCUGCUCUUUGGACUGUGUUUUUACCACGCGAUCGUGUGCGAGCGCAAGCGGUUUGGCGCGCUCGGCUGGAACAUUCCAUAUUCGUUCAACGAGACCGACCUCGACAUUAGCGUCGCGCAACUGCAAAUGUUCCUCGAUACGUACGACAAGGUGCCAUUCGAAGUGCUUCAGGUCAUGACGAGCAUGAUCAACUACGGUGGUCGCAUCACGGACGACAAGGACAUGCGAACGUCCGACGUGAUUCUCAUGACGUACUUUUGUCCCGCGAUCCUCGAGAGUGGGUACAAAUUUUCAACCAGUGGCGUCUACUACUCGUUGGCUGCCAACCCCAAAACGCCGUACGCCUCGUACGUUGAGUACAUCAACAGCCUGCCCAUCAACCCCGAGCCCGAAGUUUUUGGCAUGCACGAAAACGCCAACAUUACGUGCGCGCAAGCCGAGACCUAUGACGUCUUUGACAUCAUUUUGAGCCUCCAGCCACGCGUGAGCGCAGGCGCCGGCCUCUCGCGCGAAGACACGAUCGCGAGCGCGGCCGCAACCAUUGAGGCGAGCUUGCCGCCGCACUUUGACCUCGAGUUUGUCCAAGUCAAGUACGCGGUUUCGUACACCGAGUCGAUGAACACGGUGCUCGCGCAGGAGGUUGAGCGCUUCAAUAAGCUCUUGACCGUCAUGAAGGAGACGCUGCAGCAAGUGCAGCGCGGGCUCCGCGGGCUCAUUGUGCUCUCGGCCGAGCUCGAAGCGAUGGGCAACUCGCUCUACGACCAAAAGGUUCCGCUGCUCUGGGAAGCGAAAGCGUACCCGUCGCUCAAGCCGCUCACGUCGUGGGUCGCGGACCUCCUCGAGCGCCUCCACUUUAUCAGCCACUGGAUCGACCACGGCAUUCCGAUUGUGUUUUGGAUUUCUGGCUUCUUUUUUCCCCAAGGCUUUAUGACGGGCAUCAUCCAAAACCACGCGCGUCGCCAAAAACUGCCCAUCGACACGCUCUCGUUCCAGUACCUCAUGAUGCGCGACGAGCUCGCCGAUGUGACGAGUCGCCCGGACGAGGGCUGCUACAUUUACGGGCUCUUCCUCGAGGGCGCGCGCUGGAACAAGGACAUUGCGUCGCUCGACGACCCGUUCCCAAAAGAACUCUUUGCCAAGAUGCCGCUCAUGCAUUUGCACCCGCAGCAAAAGCGCGAGGCGCCCUCGAGCGGCAUUUACCGCUGUCCUGUGUACAAAAUCCUCACGCGCACCGGGACGCUCUCGACAACGGGGCACUCGACCAACUUUGUCAUGUGGAUCGAAAUCCCGUCCAACCGCCCGACGAUCUGGCGCAACUCGCUCGUCUCCGAGACGAACGCCCAAGUGCUCUUUUGCGACCAAGAGUACUGGAUCAAGGCUGGCGUUGCGUGCUUCUGUGCCCUGCGCUAUUAGGCCCCCGUGUCGAUUUAUACAUCUUGUACAAAUGGCCACUUAACUUUACGCCAAGUUCUCUACGCCUGCCAUUGAUAGAGAAGUGUGCAAAAACGUAUUCGUUAACACAAGAUAAAGUAAACGCGACAAAAAU